AUGUUAACCAAGAAGAACCGGUACAUCCACAUUGACAGAAUUUUUAUGGAAGGUAACUGUAGUGCUAUGAUUCAACGCAUUCUUCCACCCAAGCAUAAAGGUCCUAGAGUUGUCACGAUACCGUGUUGUAUUGGUGAGGUUGCUGUAGGCAAAGCUCUCAUAGACUUGGGAGCUAGUAUCAAUUUAAUGCCUCUUUCCAUGUGCCGACGACUUGCAGAGAUAGAGAUAAUGCCUACAUGCAUGACCCUCCAGUUAGCUGACCGCUCCAUCACAAGGCCAUAUGGAAUGAUUGAGGAUGUCUUAAUUCAGGUCAAACAACUUAUUUUUCCUGCAAAUUUUGUGGUUAUGGAUAUAGAGGAAGAUCUUGACAUUCCUAUAAUAUUGGGCCGCCCUUUUAUGUCCACGACCAACUGCAUAGUAGAUAUGGGGAAAUAUAAACUAGAAUUGAGCAUGGAGGAUCAAAAAGCCUCAUUUGACUUAUUUGAAGCAAUAAAUUAUCCAAAUGAUAUGAAAGCUCGCUUUGAUCUGGACAAGGUAGAACAAGAAAUAGAAACAACAGCUACAACCAUGGCACUGCAUUCUCCUUUGGAGAAAGCAUUGAUUAAUCAUGUAGAAUGCCUUACUAAAGAGGAGGAACAUGAAGUGCAGACUUGUAUUAAAGAAUUGGAAGGUGCAGGAGAAAUUUCUGAGCGACAUUCAGCAUUUGAGGAAUUGAAGAACAGUGGGCAAAUAGAAAAACCAAAUGCAGAAUUGAAGACCUUGCCUGCACAUUUGAAGUAUGUGUUUUUGGAGGACAAUGACUCAAAACCAGUGAUUAUUAGUAGCUUAUUGAAGAAAAUAGAAGAAGAUCAGAUGGUGCAGAUUUUGAAGAGACACAAAGCUGCCAUUUGA
Messenger RNA from Glycine soja, 891 nucleotides. RefSeq lists its product as uncharacterized. Lineage: Eukaryota; Viridiplantae; Streptophyta; Magnoliopsida; Fabales; Fabaceae. The transcript has a single exon. The coding region runs from base 1 to 891 and encodes 296 amino acids. The record is from RefSeq and is a predicted model, not a curated record.